AUGAAUGAAAUAUGGAUCCAUCUCUAUGAUUCUGAGGGUAAAGUCCAGUCGAAGCAAUGGAAGCAUGAUAACUCACCACCUCCAAAGAAGUCUCGUGACCAACCCUCAGCAGGCAAGAUACUGCCUGUAGUCUUUUGGGACCAUCGCCGUGUAGUGAUGAUUAAUUUUCUGGUAAAGGAGACCACAAUUAACGGGGCAUAUCAUGCUACUGUGCUGCACAAAUUGCAGGACGCCAUCGAAGCAGGGAGGCGUGUCAUGCUGACCAAACGAGUCCACCUCAACCAAGACGACGGCCAAGUUCACGAUGCGGGUGUUGUCCAGCUAUGUUGCCGCUAUGAAAUCCUUAUUCAUCCCCGUUACCCCGAACUUGCACUAUUUGACUUCCACCUCUUUCCAACCAUGAAUUCUUUUUUGAAAGGGAAGCACUUUUCGGACGAUGACGAACUUGUUUCCGAGGUGAAGUCUUGGCUCCAGACACAACCUGCCGAUUUCUACAGACGAGAUUUUCACAGCUGCAUAAAGCGAUGGUAG
This is a messenger RNA of Octopus sinensis (East Asian common octopus), 531 nucleotides long. Its product is annotated as histone-lysine N-methyltransferase SETMAR-like. The coding region runs from base 1 to 531 and encodes 176 amino acids. The transcript has a single exon. The record is from RefSeq and is a predicted model, not a curated record. Gene Ontology annotation, molecular function: nucleic acid binding. NCBI's taxonomy places the organism in Eukaryota, Metazoa, Mollusca, Cephalopoda, Octopoda, Octopodidae.